Messenger RNA from Tachysurus vachellii, 2858 nucleotides. RefSeq lists its product as uncharacterized. NCBI's taxonomy places the organism in Eukaryota, Metazoa, Chordata, Actinopteri, Siluriformes, Bagridae. The record is from RefSeq and is a predicted model, not a curated record. The coding region runs from base 102 to 1556 and encodes 484 amino acids. The transcript is spliced from 3 exons.
UCUACAUCCAGCAGUUAUGCAACAGUUUGGAGCGAAAAAGAAGUCUAGAAGAUACCGAGCUGCUGAUCACAGUGUUCUUCAUCCCGAGUGUGAGAUUUAAAAUGGAGAGGCACCUUCUGCUUUGCGGUUUCCUUUUCUACUCGAUCUUAACCAGUGCUGUUGCCAUCCAGACCCUGAGAAAUAUUAAAGACUUGAAAAACACAACGACUUCAAUGAAAGAAUUCCCACGACACGGCCUCAUGCUUCUGCACUGGUUCGCUAACACUGUCGACAUUGAUUCAGGUGAAGAGAUGCAACUUACUUUUGAUCCAGGACAAGGCAGCUAUGGAUUGCACUGCUAUGAAAAUACCGAUAAAAGAGCACCAUUCGACUCUUCUGAGAGUCUUUAUUACUCUUUGGGUAACCUCGAUCGAGGAAGCGCUCGAAUGCUACCGUUUUAUGUUAUGCAAGAUUUCCACCAUGCAGGAGAAUCACCUCAGAAAAACAUAGACCGAGUCCUGGUUCAAGUUCAGAAGAGCAACCAAAGAAAAGUAGAGAAAGUGUAUAUGACAGAGUACCAGGGCCGAGGAAGGAGCUACGAUCCAGACGAGACCUACGAGAUCAGCGUUCAGCUUCUGAUUCAAAUUCGAGCACUUGGUAUGGAUAUAGCAUGUGAAGCAAAUGAUCCUAGGCUAGACUUUAGCCUGUGUGAGUUCUUGAAUCAUCAACAAAAAGCUGCCAAAGUAUUAAUGUUAUAUCCCCAGGUGCCAGGUCUUGAGUGGUUUCUGACUCUGGCUGGUUACAACAUUGACUCAAGAACCGAUAUAUUUUUACAAGCAUCAUUCUGCGCAAUGAACCAAACCGCUAAUCCAAACGAUAAUUGCUCUCCACCGUCCAAUGGUAUCAGUGACGUCAUGCACAACAAAGUAGAACUAGAGGUGAAAUCCACUUCAGGAGGGUAUGCGAAGAUCACUUGGAGCGGAAUACCGGAGAACGUUGCAAGAAUGAAGCUGAAAAUAGGCAUUUAUAAAGGCAGAACCAACACUGAACCAUUGAGGGAGUAUCCACUGAAUGGUAGAACAUAUGGAUCCAUAGACACUACAGUACCUCUAAAUCCUGGGCUUCAUGUUCAGCUUCUACAAAGUGAAAAGAUACCUUACUACUUUUUUUUUGGGACAACAUACUAUACAAUGAUCUGGAAAGGUCCGGAGCUUGACGAAGCCAACAGGAUUCCUCCAGUUAAUAUCCGAGGUUAUCAGAGCAGCCUACAGCUCUACACUAAAGACGGCUAUGCCUGUGCCAGACUCUACAUCAAGAAGUCCUUCACGAGCUGGAAAAAUGCCUUCAACAACGCUUGGGUGGGAAUCUAUACUAAAAAGACAGAUGAUAAUGCAAAAUAUAAAGAGUAUGAAUGGUGUAAAAAUUUUGAGAAGAGUUCAGAGGUUGAGUGCACUUUGGAUUAUGAGAUUUAUCAGUAUGAGUCCAGUGUCCAUAUUGGCCCUGGAGUCCAGGCUCGAUUUAUGUUGACCUCUCAUUAUGGUAGUGAGAAAGCUAGCACUGUAGCCUGGGAGGAAUAAUCAGUCUUAAGAUAAUAGCUGGAUAACGUUGGCUAAUCCUUUAGUCUUUGUGUCUUUUAAAGAGUAAUAGACCUUCUAGACUUACAAAGACAUGCUUGUCUCUUAAAAAAAGCUCAGAUUUCUAGUCUUUUUUUAGUCCAACUAUCACAAUCCAAGUGAGUUAUUCAAGCUGUAAACAAUAAAACAACUCAGAAGCAACACAGCCUCAAUGAUGUUGCCUUGUAAAGAAUAACAUGAACUCUUAUGCCUGGUAAAAAAAAAAAUUAAACACUAUCUAAAAUACUAGGGCUAAAUUGUCAAUCAUUAAACAUAGCCACGCUAUUAGGACUAGGUUUUUUUUUGACCAUUUGUGCUUUUGGAUGUUUACACAGCCUUCAGAUCAGAGCUAGUUUUUCUAGAUCCUGAUCUGUUUGCCCUAUUUUUUUCUGAACAUUAACAUAUUUUUGUCAGUUAUAUGCAGAGAUGGGGGACUCGAGUCAUAUGACUUGACUCAAGUCAGACUUAAGUCGCAAAUUUGAGACUUGAGACUUGCUUGACAAAUAUUAAAAAAAGGCUCGACUUGACUUUGAAUUGACAUUCAUGACUUGAGACUUGACUCGGACUUGAGUUAAAUGACUCAGAGAUGUGGGAAUCGACUUGACUCGAGUCAGACUUAAUUUGGCAAUUUGAGACUCGCUUGACAAAUAUUAAAAAAGACUCGACUUGACUUUGACUUGACAUUCAUGACUUGAGACUUACUUGUGACUUGCACGUGUGUGACUUACUCCCACCUCUGGUUAUAUGUGUUUCUGUCCUUACUUAUAACCAGUGGCUUUCUCAAUAUCUGAUGUAGACAUUUCAGGUCACAUUAAGAAGCCUCUUGAGUCUAGAACUAGACUGUUUUUUAAAACCGAGCCAAUCCAUUUUAAUCUCUACAGAAUUCUUAUGCAAUGUGCUUUGCAAUAUUAACCAAUAAAUUAUCUUCACUCCGAGGACACAGUUUUAUAGCUUAGAUUUCAUGCCAGGAGUUUGGGAAUAAACACCAAAAGGAAACCAUCCACCUGAUGCCUGUUAAAAACGAAUACAUGAUAACAUCAGCUGAUUUGUUAAGAGUCAUUUCUGCGGUAUAACCAUCAUCUAUUUCUAAAAUAAUUCUUGCUGAAAUGUGUUAAUAUCCAUUUUAUUAGCACGUAUAGAUAAUAAUAGCAAAGUCUCAGUUUACGCCACUUACAUACAUUAAUGACUUUCCUUCUCUAAGUCUUUCUAUAAACAUCAUUUGAUAUGACAUUUAUAUUACUGCUGGUACCAAAAUAAAAACUAUAA